ACAUUUCUGUCACGAUCAUAUUAAUUUAAUUUUUUUUAAUUACAAAUGUUAUUUUCCUUCUUAUUAUUAUUAACACAAAUAGUUGCCGAUUACACCCCCCAAGAUUAUUGCAACUUACCAUGCUACAUCGGCAACAAAUCCAUCCCAAACGCGAUAUGUAAAAAUAAAUGUAAGCAAAACGAUUCUUGCAAAAACACAAAUUUCGGCGAACUACAAUUCUCCAAUUCCGAUCGAUAUUACAUUUUAACAUGGCACAAUUUGUACAGACAUCGUUACGCAAUCGGCAAAGAAAACAACAUAACCGUCGCAAACAUGAUGGUUCUUUCUUACGAUCAAGAAUUAGAAAACAUCGCGAUGUGUUUAGCCAAAAAAUGUAAUGAAGAAGUAGAUUUUUGUAAAAGAAGUUUUAAAUUUGGAAAUAUUGGUCAAAACGAGUUCCAAUUGAUUCAUAUCACAAAAUCGGAGCUAGAUAAUAAAUUAUUGAUCCAAAUGGGGAUCCAAUUUUGGUUUGACGAGUACAAACAUUUAAGAGAUGGCGUCAAAAAGGUUUUUGAUGAAAAAAAGAUGUUUGCCAAAUCGUUUAGCCAAAUGAUUUGGGCCAAAACGAGGUACGUUGGGUGUGGAGGGGUUCAUUACGAAGUCGAUAAAAAAGUUUUUUAUAAAUUAAUUUGUAAUUAUGGACAAGAAGGGAAUUUAAACGGAAAAGAGAUUUAUCUUGAAGGAAAUCCUGGGAGUCGAUGCCCAAAAGGAUUUAAAAGAAAUUUGGUACUAAACGGUCUUUGUGGAACAAAUCUAAAAAGUGGAAGUUAUGAAUUUGUUGAUGAAUACAAAGAGUUUGUGAAAAUUCGGGCGAAUUCACCCAAAAAUCACGGAUAUAAAACGUUAUUUGUGUUGAUUUAUUUUAUUAUUAGAUGUAUUUAAAAGUUACAAACCUGUAACACCCUUAAUCUUAAAACGGUGGCGAAAGGGUAAGCCUCAAAGGUGGUAAUCUUGUUUAUCUGUCCUCCAUCAAGGUCGGAACACGACGUCUGCGGCGGCAAAAUCGGUUUUAUCCCGGAGAGACAGACCUAAAAUUGAAAUUGAAAUCAAAAACAUCGUUGUUUUUUAUCUCUACGUAUAGAUAUAUAAAUAUAAAUGCGUUUUUAAUUCAUUG
Messenger RNA from Onthophagus taurus, 1153 nucleotides. Lineage: Eukaryota; Metazoa; Arthropoda; Insecta; Coleoptera; Scarabaeidae. The record is from RefSeq and is a predicted model, not a curated record.